Molecule: messenger RNA, 1221 nt
Organism: Brassica oleracea var. oleracea
Lineage: Eukaryota; Viridiplantae; Streptophyta; Magnoliopsida; Brassicales; Brassicaceae
Product: probable ubiquitin-conjugating enzyme E2 37
Exons: 5
Coding region: 55-1065 (336 amino acids)
Source: RefSeq, a predicted model, not a curated record
GUCAGUGUUCUUGGUGCUAUUGCUAGACGCCAAGUUCUCAAAUGUGCUGAGCAGAUGCACUUUGUUGUAUCCAUGGUGUGGACAAUCUCGCUGGGUGCUUGGCAACCAUCAUUGAACAUCUCUACAGUGCUGACUAGCAUUCGAUUGUUGCUUACUGAACCCAAUCCUGAUGAUGGCUUGAUGUGUGAAGUUAGCAGGGAGUACAAAUACAAUAGACAAGCUUUCGAUUAUAAGGCCCGGGAGAUGACAGAGAAGUAUGCUGUCAAGGUUUACAAGUCUGGUGUUGAUGGAAGCAGCACCAGCCUCCAAAUUCAGGAAACACCUAUCGCAGCCGAGAGUCAUGGAAAUGACAAGGUUUCUGAAAGUGGAAUUAGUGUUUUAGCUCGAAAUCACGAAAAGCCUGAUGGGAUUAAGCCGAACUUAGCAGUGGAAUCUUCGUUGAGCAUGACAUAUAAAGAGAGUCGUAACACUGAUCAACAAAUGGAUGGUAAUGGGAAAAGAAAAGCAGUGAUUGGUUUCUACGAGGCAAACACAUCUGGUAACAACGGAGGGAGCAGGAAGAAACUAUCUCUAGCAUUGCCUCCUCAAUCUCAAAAGAAAGACUUGUGCAGUGAACAACUCACACAUGAAGUUUCAGCUGUCUGUAAAGAAAACAAGAAGCCAUAUUCAAUUGUGAAGAAGCUUUCUCUGGGGUUAAAGAAGCCAUUGGUUAAUGCAGCAUCAUUUAAUAAUAACUUGGCCUCUUCGGGUGUUCGAUCAUCUGCUGCAAAGAGUGACAACAAUAGACUAAGCAGAAAACUGUCCUUGAGACCUCUUGGAGAGUCACAGUUGAAUGAAGUUAGCAAAGCAGAGGUACUUGCGCAAACUGAAAUGAAUCAGAAUCAAGAUGUGACAAGUUGGGGACGAGAGUUUGAGAAUUCGGCCUUGGAAGAAGCAUCAAUGCCUGAAUCCAUUGUUGUUCUAGACAGCGAAGAAAGUGGAGGAGAAGAGGAAGAAGCAACAGUCGCUUCGAGGUCAAGAUUAUUACUGGCAAGGAGAGGAAGCCUCAAGUGUGGUAAACCUUGAAAAAACUGUUUUGUUUUAUUUGGAUCGAAUCAAGAUUGCAUGUUGAAUAUCAAGCAUAGGAUUUAUUAUAUUUAUCCUUGAAAUACAAAAUGAGUGUAGUCUAAAGAAUUGAUGACGAUACAUUUUUUUAAAAUGGAAAUUAGAUUAGAAUAGUGA